Molecule: messenger RNA, 9990 nt
Organism: Sander lucioperca (pikeperch)
Lineage: Eukaryota; Metazoa; Chordata; Actinopteri; Perciformes; Percidae
Gene: dicer1
Product: dicer 1, ribonuclease type III
Exons: 30
Coding region: 415-6141 (1908 amino acids)
Biological process (GO): siRNA processing; apoptotic DNA fragmentation; pre-miRNA processing
Cellular component (GO): RISC complex; nucleus; cytoplasm
Molecular function (GO): protein binding; deoxyribonuclease I activity; ATP binding
Source: RefSeq, a predicted model, not a curated record
GUUUACGUUAACGUUUCGUCGUAGCAGAGGCCCGGGUGAAAGGAAGUGGUCCCACCGUGAACGAGUAGCCACCAAAUCGGGACAGCAAGAGUGAAUGGCAGUGGGGGUAUCCAACGAACGAUUUCAAGUCUUUAUAGCCCAUUAUAUAAAUUGAAAAACAUACAUCAGAGCGGAGGACCCAGCCACAAUCCCUGACACUUACCAUCUGUGUCGAGGUCCGUUUCCCACUAAAUGUGGGGGAGCAUCAGGAGUUGAUUAAGAGAUAUUUUAUCAUGAAGCCCAGAUUAAGUGUUGUCUGCUCAUCCAGAAAGUCUCAGUUAUUGCCUUGAACUUCUGAAAAGAAGAAGGACGAUGAAAUGAGAUAAAGUGGACGACUGGAGGAGCCCAGCCCCCUCACCUCCACCUCUUUGAAGCAUGGCAGGCCUACAGCUUGUCACCCCUGCCACUUCACCCAUGGGGCCUUUCUUUGGUCUGCCAUGGCAGCAGGAGGCUAUCCAUGAUAACAUCUACACACCUAGGAAAUAUCAGGUAGAACUUCUUGAAGCAGCUCUUGAACAUAAUACUAUCGUCUGCUUGAAUACUGGCUCAGGGAAGACCUUUAUUGCAGUACUUCUAACGAAAGAGCUCUCCCACCAAAUCCGUGGACAUUACCAAGAAAAUGCGAAGAGGACUGUUUUUCUGGUGAACACAGCAGUGUCUGUAGUUCAGCAAGCAGCUGCAGUCAGGACUCACUCGGACCUCCAAGUGGGAGAGUACACAGAUCUGGAGGAGACCUCAGCGUGGACAGACCAGCGGUGGAGUCGAGAGAUCAUCGAGAAUCAGGUGCUGGUCAUGACUUGCCACAUAUUCCUGCACGUUCUGAGGAAGAAAAUCUUACCGUUGUCUAAAAUCAACUUGGUGGUUUUUGACGAUUGUCACCUGGCCAUCACAGACCACCCUUACUGUGAGAUAAUGAAGCUGUUUGAGGGCUGCUCAUGCAGUCCUCGUAUCCUGGGUCUCACAGCCUCCAUUCUGAAUGGAAAGUGUGACCCGUCAGAACUGGAGCACAAGAUCCAGAAUCUGGAGAGCAUCCUGAAGAGCAAUGCUGAAACUGCCACCGACCUUGUGGUCCUGGACAGAUACGCCUCUCAGCCAAGGGAAGUGGUGCUGGACUGCGGCCCCUACGUGGACAAGAGUGGCCUCUCUUCCUCUCUGCAGGUAGAGCUGGAUGAAGCUCUCCACUUCCUGAAUGACUGCAACGUGUCUUUUGCCAGAGAGGACCGUGAUCCCACGUACAUCUCCAAACAGGUCCUGAGUGACUGCCGGGCCGUGCUGCAGGUCCUGGGACCCUGGUGUGCGGACAAGGCCGCCGGCAUCAUGGUGCGGGAACUCCAGAAGUACAUCAAACACGAGCAGGAGGAGCUCAACCGCAAGUUUCUGCUCUUCACCGACACCAUCCUGCGCAAAGUGCACGCCCUGUGCGAGGAGCACUUCUCGCCCGCCGCGCUGGACCUCAAGUUCGUCACCCCCAAGGUCCUGCGUCUGCUCGAGAUCCUGCACGAGUACAAGCCCUUUGAGCGCCAGCAGUUUGAAAGCGUGGAGUGGUACAACAACCGCAACCAGGACAACUACGUGUCCUGGAGCGACUCCGAGGACGAGGACGAGGACGAGGAGGUGGAGGCCAAAGAGAGGCCCGAAGCCAACUUUCCCUCACCGUUCACCAACAUCCUGUGUGGGAUCAUCUUUGUGGAGAGGCGUUACACAGCCGUCGUCCUCAAUCGUCUGAUCAAAGAGGCGGGGAAGCAGGACCCAGAGCUGGCUUACAUCAGCAGCAACUUCAUCACCGGCCACAGCAUCGGCAAGAACCAGCCGCGGAACAAGCAGAUGGAGGUGGAGUUCAGGAAACAAGAAGAGGUUCUCCGCAAAUUCCGGGCUCAUGAAACCAACCUGCUGAUCGCCACCAGCAUCGUGGAGGAAGGCGUGGAUAUCCCAAAGUGUAACCUGGUGGUGCGGUUUGACCUGCCCACGGAGUACAGGUCCUACGUCCAGUCCAAAGGCAGGGCGCGAGCUCCUGUCUCCAACUACAUCAUGCUAGCCGACAGCGAGAGGACCAAAACCUUCGAAGAAGAUCUCACUACCUACAAGGCCAUUGAGAAGAUCUUAAGGAACAAGUGCUCCAAGUCGGUGGAGGUGAGUGAGUUUGAAGUGGAGCAGGUCCUGGACGAUGACAACGUCCUCCCACCCUACGUGCUUCGAUCUGAGGACGGAGGUCCCCGGGUCACCAUCAACACAGCCAUCGGACACAUUAACAGGUAUUGUGCCCGGCUGCCCAGUGACCCGUUCACCCACCUAGCACCCAAGUGUAAAACUGCAGAGAGGCAGGAUGACCGCUUCCAGUCAACGCUCUACUUGCCCAUCAACUCCCCUCUGCGAGUUCCUAUUAAGGGUCCUAUGAUGAACUGUGCCAGACUGGCAGAGAAAGCUGUUGCACUAGUAUGCUGUGAGAAACUCCACAAGAUAGGUGAGCUGGACGAUCACCUGAUGCCGGUGGGAAAGGAGACGGUGAAGUAUGAGGAGGAGCUGGACCUUCACGAUGAGGAGGAGACCAGCGUGCCAGGCCGGCCCGGCUCUACCAAACGGAGGCAAUGCUACCCUAAAGCCAUACCAGAGUGUCUGCGGGACAGUUACGCUGUGCCGGAGCAGACGUACUACCUAUAUGUGGUUGGGAUGGUCCUCACCACCCCUCUCCCUGAUGAACUCAACUUCCGCAGAAGGAAGCUCUACCCACCGGAGGACACCACCAGGUGCUUCGGCAUCCUGACUGCCAAACCCAUACCUCGAAUUCCCCAUUUCCCGGUGUACACUCGCUCGGGUGAGGUGACCAUCUCCAUCGAGCUGCAGAAGUCGGGCUUCGCGCUCACCACCGCCCAGCUGGACCUCAUCACCCGCCUGCACCAGUACAUCUUCUCCCACAUCCUCCGCCUGGAGAAACCUGCACUGGAGUUCAAGCCCACGCUGGCUGACUCGGCUUACUGCGUUCUACCUCUGAAUGUUGUUGGGGACUCCAGCACGCUAGAUAUGGACUUUGGGUUCAUGGAGGACAUUGAGAAGUCUGAGGCCCGCACUGGCAUUCCUACCACUCAGUACACCAAGCAGAACCCCUUCACCUUCAAGCUGGAGGACUACCAGGACGCUGUCAUCAUUCCAAGGUAUCGCAACUUUGACCAGCCUCAUCGCUUCUACGUUGCCGAUGUGUACACAGACCUGACCCCGCUUAGUAAGUUUCCUUCACCAGAGUACGAGACAUUUGCCGAGUACUACAAAACCAAGUACAACCUGGACCUGUCCAACCUGAACCAACCGCUUCUGGACGUAGACCACACCUCCUCCAGACUCAACCUGUUGACCCCGCGGCACCUGAACCAGAAGGGCAAAGCCCUGCCGCUCAGCAGCGCAGAGAAGAGGAAGGCCAAGUGGGAGAGUCUGCAGAACAAGCAGAUCCUGGUUCCAGAGCUGUGUGCCAUCCACCCCAUCCCUGCUUCCCUGUGGAGGAAAGCGGUGUGCCUGCCCAGCAUCCUCUACCGCCUCCACUGCCUUCUGACCGCCGAGGAGCUCAGAGCCCAGACAGCCACUGAAGCUGGAGUGGGAGCCCAGACCCUUCCCCCUGACUUCAGGUAUCCGAACCUGGACUUUGGCUGGAAGAGAUCCAUCGACAGCAAAACGUUCAUCUCCUGUCCCGACUCGUGCAGUGAGGACGGCGAGGGCGACUGCGAGCGCCAAGAGACUCUCACCCCUGACUCCGAUUCCCUCACGCAUCCCAGUAGUCACCACUCUUCCCUGCCCGAGCGGGGGGCCCUCGUGGCCCUCGAGCCCGGAGAAGCCACAUGCACGGGGAACCUAACCAACGGCACUGCCCUCGUCACCGACUGUGACGACGACGGCCCCCAAGACGAGCACCUUCACCGACGUGACAAUUGCCAACGCUCCCAGCCCAGCUCCCCUGGGCUGCCGAGUCCCGAAUCAAUACAAACCACUACCUCAGUUCCUGCGCAGCCCUCUCACAGCUCCAAGAAGCCCAGCUCCAGUCCUCCACAGCCUAGCGAUGAAUGUACACCAGGGAGGCCCUCAGACCAUGCAAAUAAAGCUACCUCAGUCUGCAGCCGGGCAGCCACGGCUCCCAAUGCUCCCACAGCACCUUCUCCUCCCGAUCUGGACGCUGUCCCCCAGCACAGAGCCCAGACGGGAGACUCCCCCAAAAGCCUAGGGCCCAACCCGGGCCUCAUCCUGCAGGCCUUGACCCUAUCCAACGCCAGCGACGGUUUCAACCUGGAGCGGCUGGAGAUGCUCGGAGACUCUUUCCUUAAGCAUGCCAUCACCACAUACCUGUUCUGUACCUACCCCGACGCUCACGAGGGACGACUUAGCUACAUGCGCAGCAAGAAGGUGAGCAACUGUAACCUGUACCGGCUCGGGAAGAAGAAAGGACUCCCCAGCAGGAUGGUGGUGUCCAUCUUCGACCCCCCUGUUAACUGGCUGCCCCCUGGCUACGUGGUCAACCAGGACAAGAGCAGCACAGACAAACUGGAUUCAGAGGAGGCCAGAGAGGAGCUUUUGGCCAACGGGCAGUCUGGAAACGACUCUGAUGAGGAUGACGAGGAGGGUGAGGAGGUGGAUGACGACAGUGAGCUAAUGCUGAAGGAAGAGCCAAAGGAUGAAGUCAACAUGGAGGACGAUCUGGAGUAUUACAAGGAGCACAUAAAGUUCAUAGACAACAUGUUGUUGGGAUCCGGUGCGUUUGGUAAGAAGAUCUCCCUGAGCGGCUUCCCUCCCUCUCUCACCCCGGCCGCGGCUUCCUCCCCCGCCAUGGAGUCUCCAUACGAGUGGAAGGCCCCCAAGAAGCCCCCCCAUCCCACCGCCGCCCACUACCCCGCGGAGCCGGCGCCCAGCGGGCCCUCUGCCGAGGAGUUUGACUACAGCUCGUGGGACGCCAUGUGCUACCUGGAUCCCAGCAAGGCCGGUGAGGAGGACGACUUUGUGGUGGGCUUUUGGAAUCCGUCUGAGGAAAACUGCGGCGCAGAGCUCGGCAAGCAGUCGAUCUCCUACGACCUGCACACGGAGCAGUGCAUCGCUGACAAGAGCAUUGCCGACUGCGUGGAGGCCCUGCUGGGCUGCUACUUGACCAGCUGUGGAGAGAGAGCGGCCCAGAUGUUUCUCUGCUCGCUGGGCCUCAAGGUGUUACCGUUGGAGAGAGGGGCCCUGACAGGAGCAGUGGUGCAGAGCUGUCGGAUCACCACCAUCGACCUGUGCUACGGCUGGCUGAAGAUCCCACCGCGCUGCCUGCUGGACCAUCCGGACGCAGAGCGAACUCUCAACCACCUCAUCUCUGGCUUCGAGAACUUUGAAAAAAAGAUCAACUACACAUUUCAGAACAAGGCUUACCUUCUGCAAGCCUUCACCCACGCUUCCUACCAUUACAACACCAUCACAGAUUGUUACCAGCGGCUGGAGUUCCUCGGCGAUGCAAUUCUAGACUACCUCAUAACAAAGCACCUUUAUGAAGACCCGCGGCAGCACUCUCCCGGCGUGCUGACCGACCUGCGCUCGGCCCUCGUCAACAACACCAUCUUUGCCUCUCUGGCUGUCAAGUACGACUACCACAAGUACUUCAAGGCCAUCUCGCCCGAGCUUUUCCACGUCAUCGACGACUUUGUGCAGUUUCAGCUGGAGAAGAACGAGAUGCAAGGCAUGGACUCCGAACUGCGGCGCUCUGAAGAAGAUGAGGAGAAGGAGGAGGACAUCGAGGUCCCUAAGGCCAUGGGGGACAUCUUUGAGUCGCUAGCCGGAGCAAUUUACAUGGACAGCAGGAUGUCACUGGAGACGGUGUGGCAAGUGUAUUAUCCCAUGAUGAGGCCACUUAUAGAGAAAUUCUCUGCCAAUGUGCCACGCUCUCCUGUGAGGGAGCUGCUGGAGAUGGAACCAGAAACUGCCAAGUUCAGCCCUGCAGAGAGAACGUACGACGGGAAGGUCCGGGUGACGGUGGAGGUCGUCGGUAAGGGCAAGUUCAAAGGAGUCGGCCGCAGCUACCGGAUCGCCAAGUCGGCGGCUGCGCGGCGAGCUCUGCGCAGCCUCAAAGCCAAUCAACCUCAGGUCCAAAACAACUGAGCUCCUUCCUCCGAGCUCUCAGCAUUAGCACCUAAAGCUACUGACGCUAACGGAGGGGAAAAAAAUGAAAAAAAUAAAAAUAGAGAAAGCGACAUCGGGCUUCACAGCAGAGCGCGGCGCUCGCCUGCGACGGCACAACAAGGCAGCCAGGGAACACGGUGUGGAGACGCAACGAGAGAAGCAGACUGAUCUCACAACAGAUUUCACAUCAGAUCUUUUACCUGUUUUUAUUUUUAUUUUAUUUUAUUUUUUUUUUGCGCAAACACAAUCUUUGCUUUCCCUCUCUGCUUUGUGUAAUCACAUGAGUGCUUUAUUAACGUUUAGCAAAGUAUAAAAAAAAAAAAAAAAAAAAAAAAAAAGGUCAGGUCGCAAUGUCUAUUCCUCACCGGUUUUUUUUUUCGGUUAACCUCUAUGUCAGUGAGAUGAGGCUUAUGCUUAUUGUGUAGUAUUAGAUUGUACAUAGUUCAAUCAAAGGUGUAAAUCAAAGUAUGUAGGAAGACAAAAAAAAAAGAAACUCCUCAGCCUGUGCACUAGUGCCAGUCAGUUUGAAAGCGUUUUUGAAAACGCUUCACGGCAGACAUGGCUAACAGAUACCACUGGAGCAAAAACCUGGUGGCACUUCUGUCUGAAAUCUGUCUUGAAAUGGUAUUCUUAAUCAUUUUUGCACUUAUUCCAUUAGGGUCUGUUACCUUGAGAAUUGUGUGGUCACAUUGACACCAAAAUCAUAUACGUAGCAAAGUAUAUAAAGAUAUAUAAAAAAAAAUAAUAAUAAGAUACAUGGAUGAUAUUGUUGGCCUUAGAUGCUAAGGCUCACCCUCAUAUCCUGCGAGACGGAUAGGAAUUUCAACAUUCCCAGUUACUGUAAUUUAAAACUAGUUUUUAACCGCACUUGAGGUUGCAUGUUCUUGUAAGUUUAUGUAUAAACCAUGACAACUGGAUUGCUUCUAUAAAUGUUCUAAAUCUAUGGAUAUAUCUAGCGUGCGAGAGCGAGAUUCGAUGUAAAUGGCAUUACCUUGACGAUUUGGUUUACCGUGUUUUGAUACCAGGAGUGGAUGGAAUUGAAUUAAGUCAUUCGUGCGCACUAAACGUCUUUCCACAGAGAAAAUCAUCCAGUUUUGAUACAAGACGAGAGAGAGACAUAUCACGCGUUCAAUAUGCUGCAGACUUUUCUACAUUGGAUACUCGUGUCAAGGCUCCGAAUCGUUAUCGAACACAGCCUUUUGUGGGAAAAGGCCAAUUCAUUUCAACACACUAGUGUUCCUCACAUCCCGUACCUACCAAAGCUAUAACAAGAUGUGACACUAUGAGGUUGAAGUCAAUUCCUACGGAUAAAAGAUACCAGCCUUUUUGUUUUGUUCUUGUGUUUUCUGUUUCCGACAAAUUUCGCUUCUCGCUAAAUGUCCUUCUCCCCCCCACUCCCUCUCCCCUCCUCGUCAACAAGCCCUUUUUUCACUUGAAUACCUCAGUUAAUUGCAUGCAUUUUCUUGUCUUUAUAUAUUUGUUUUUCUUUUUUUUUUUUCUUUUUUUUUUGGUGCUAUGUUUUUGUAUUAAGCUUGAAUUUCUCAUCUUUUUUUGCACUGUAACUAUAAUACCUCUUUUAUUUUAUUUUUUUAUUUUAUUUUUUAUUAUUAUUUUUGGAAAUCUGUUUGAUUUGGUUGUCCCGUUCGUCAGCCAUCAAGCUGCAGAGGAGAGCUGCGUUGUCGUCUCUUCCCCCUCCCCCCCCUCCCAUACUCGAGGUUGCAGAGGGGGGGGCGGGCAGGAAAUGUAUUCUCUGCACAUAAGCCUAACUUUUUCCCCCGCCCCUCAUUCACUAGCGAAUAAUUUCAUCAGUUGAGAAUCUGUUAAAUUCUGGGUAAAAACAGAGACUUGAUUUGAUUGAUCAGACGGGUAAAUGCUUGUAGAGGUAAUCAGAUUGCACUCUUAAACUUUGGAUUUCUCUGACAUUAACCCCAAAAAUGUGGGCAGAGGGGGAAUAUACUUGACUUAUUUCUUCAAAACUAUCUUCAUAAACAAGGGUCGGAAGAGACGUGCGCCCGUGUGGUUUCUAAACUGUGUAAAUAUAGCUAUCUGAAAUGUAUUUCACACCCACAGGUGCUUCUACCUCAAAAGACACUCAGUGUUCAUUUCUGGACAAGACUGCAAUUCAAUUCAGUGACUCUGACGGCGCCGUCUACUGUAGUCUCCACUACACACGAUAUACUGUAACUCCGACGUCUACAUCGCACGUUUCACCGAGUCGGCGUUCCCUCCCAGUCAUUUGUGUCUCGCGUCUUUUACAUCGAAACAAACCUAACUCAGUGCCUUCUCCGCGGGAGAUCCGUGUCAGCGUUCACUGGAUUUAAAUUCCUUCGUCCAUCCAAAUUUGACUUUGGAAUAUUUGUGAGCAGAGAUCGCAGGACGGGAGGUCUUCUCUGUUUGUAAAUCCAAAUAAAAAUGAAAAAGACUUCAACUGAACUGACCCAACAGCAACUCAACUCCCAGAAAAGGGCCCAGAGCCCCAACAAGUAGCUGCAGUGAAAGUUUCUUGUGCUGUUCAAGGUUGGAUUAUCAACCGGGCAAAGCAAGCACAUACCCGCCCAAAUAGCGUCCCAGACCCUCUGGGGGUCCGAAGGCUCCUGGUUCACUAUGUGGCACCAAUAAAGCACGACUUGAAGUAAAUUGACAGAGGUCUUAAAUGGGACACCUGCGUUAUUACCCAGGACCUCGUCUUGUACAGUUGACCUGAUUUCAAAUCACGUUUUAAGGCCGUGAACAUCUCAGUUUAUACUGUGCAUAUUCCUCUUUAAACUUUGGUUUAAAGAAGUUACCACGAACUGAAUCCUAAGUGAUGAACACAUGAGGGCAACAGAGGUCAGUUGGGGCCAACAGUUCAGUUUUGCACAAAAGAUUAAUCUGGUUUUGGGAUUAAAUGACCGUUAUCUGAUACAUCGGAGCGCCAGUUGACUUCAGCAUUACGGCAGUGUUACCAGUGUUAAUAUGCUCAUUAAAAAGCAUUAAAGGCCUAUUAUGAAUUUCUCAAUGAUGAAUUAAAAGUCAAGUCGGUCAUUUUUUUUCUACGAUGUGACUGCUCUCAGGUCCGGUUUGUUCCACAGUAGAGCGCGGAUCGGGCCGCAUUUUUCUGUCCGAGCCCGGUCCGCGUCCGACAAUCCGACAGAGGUAUCCAUCCUCUGUUCCACAGCAAAGCCAGAGACCUGUAGAAAUUCUAGCUGAAACCAUUAUCAACGAGAAAGUUUAACCCGAGAUACACUUUAGGUCAGGUAAAAAAAAAAUUUAAAUAAAAUACUCUAGUCAAGAAUGAAAUGAGAACAAAACUUGAGCUAACCAGUGAAAACUACUUGUAGAAACGGCAGACUCACUUUUGGAUUCAGCCUUUGUGAUAUCCAGAUCCCUCAAUGUGUCUCUGAAACUAUAUGUGAAGUUACAGCUCUUGCCGUCGGGUUUAUGAUAAUUGUUUUGAAUUUGUUGAAUAGGUUCAUGUAUAAGAAGGGGGGGGGGCAUGUAAAUUCACUCCGUAUUGGGACUGAUGUUUCUCAUUUCCCUCAGAUCUUUCGUUGGGUGCCAUACUUUUUGUAUUCUGCAUCCUUCAGUUCUGAUGUUCAAAAUCAAUCUUUCUAUCGGAUUUAAAAAAAAAAAAAAAAAAAAAGAAGAGUGCAAUCUGUCAUUAUUUCUCAAGUCUACACAUUUCCAGUAAACCCUUAAAUCUGGGAUGUGCAUUUGGGUUUCCCGUUGGAGAGAUAAUGUCAGACUCGAGGCCCUCGAGUCACACACCUUCCAACACCUCACGUCUGUAGCGCACACACCCACACACACUCACUAAUUAUAUGUAAAUCUCCGGGGGGGAUUACUAAA